Messenger RNA from Brassica rapa (field mustard), 577 nucleotides. RefSeq lists its product as uncharacterized. Lineage: Eukaryota; Viridiplantae; Streptophyta; Magnoliopsida; Brassicales; Brassicaceae. The record is from RefSeq and is a predicted model, not a curated record.
AAAUAUUCCGGAGAGAGAGAGAGAGAACAGCGGUACCGAAUCUAAGCGAUGUCGGAUCCUUACGAGAGGGCGAAGGGUGGAAGGUUAGCGUUUAAAGGAGGCGAUCUAGCCACCAUCAAAAAGAAGAAGCCAAAGAAGAAGAAGAAGAACAAGGAUAAGCUCGACGACGGCGCCGCCCCCAAUGUUGAAAAGAUGACUCCCGACGACGGUCCGGCCACUUCCUCCGCCGCAGCAGAUGGUAAAGACAACGAUAUCUAUUCAAUCGACGCCGCGAAGAAGAGGAAGUACGAUGAGCUUUUCCCCGUGGAGGCGAAGAAGUUCGGUUACGUUCCUAAAUCGAACUUCGAUUCGGUUGCGGAGGCUCUCGACGAUCGGGUCAAGAAGAAGGCCGACCGCUACUGCAAGUAGAAUCAUCUCUUUUGUUGAAUCUACUCAACUUUUAUUUGGGUUUCGUACUCUCCUAUAAGCUAGUUUUUGCAGCGAUGCGAAAUUUGCAUAUUAUGUUUGUUGAAUUUUAUAUUCUGAUUGGAACUUGUUACUUUGGAAUCCAAAGUAGUGGUUGUUAUUUGGUAUUAUU